AUGAGUUGGUUGCUUUGCUUCGUGAUCGUAAUUUUAGUUUUUGAAUUAAACGCGCCCGUUCGAACGUCAAACACACAAAAAAAAAAUUAGAUAUAGAGACAACAUUAUUAAAGAAACGUGCGAAAUUAUGCAAAAUUACAGAUAUUUGUGUACAAAAGCACUCCCAACAAAAAAUAUCUAACGUAUAAUGCAAACUUUAAGAUACAUUUAUAAAUGCUAAUAAAUAGUUAAGCAAACUCUGUUGCUUGAACAAUGAUAAAGAUGUGAAGCCAGAAAAAUGAAAUAAAAUCAAACAGAGUUAAAUUUAACAUUACACAAGGAAGCCGCCAUCGCCGGACCAACUUGCCCCCAAUUUGAAUUUAUCAUCGAAUACAAACAAUUAAUAUACUUAAAAGCAAACAAAACCACACAUACACAUCCACACCCACACAUAUACAUACACAUAAACGAUGAAUGCCAGUGAGGAUUGGAAUCAGCUUGAGCUGACACCGGAAGAUAAUUCAAAUCUAAAUCUUAAGGAUGGCAUAAAUGAAACACUCAGUAUUCGAACACACCCAACUCUGGCGGAGUAUUAUUCAAAUAUGAAUGCGUUUCUCACAUUGGCCAUCUUUGUGGGAACACUUUUGACCAUCCUGAACAUUUCCAUAUACUCGACAACAGUAUCGCGAAUGCGUCGUCAUCUGAAUAAACCAUUGCGUACACCAUCCAUUGGAAUGGUCAGCCUCUACCCAAUCAUAUCGUUGGCUGCAUUGGUUACCAUCUUAAUACCAUAUUCAUGGUUCAUGUGCCACACAGUGAUGCAUGUUAUGUUUAUGGUCGGUGGUCCCAUAUUUCGAAUACUACUCUUUCGCUAUGUGGGCUCAGAGCAAAACUAUGCCAAAGAGAAUGCGGGCGAGGCUGUGCAGAUAAAUACGCCGCCGUGUUGCUGCUGUUGCCUUUGUUUACCCAUGAUAGUGCCGACCAAAGCGAAGCUGUGCAUCUCCAGAUACAUGGUGUGGCAAAUGCCCUUCUGGCAGGGUUCCAUUAUGCUUGUGAUGAAUAUACUCUACUAUCGCGAUCGACAGUUGUACCACCAGGUGAUGCUGUUCUUUAUACCCUUCAUUGUGGCGUCCAUUGUGAUGGGUGUCUGGUCACUGCAAGUCACCGUGCGUAUGAUCACCAAAUUGCGCGGCGAUUAUCAGUUGAGAAAGAAAAUGUUCUGCCUGCAAUUGGUUGUGAUGCUCUGUAAGUUGCAGUAUUUGAUUUUGUAUGACCAACUCGAUAGCAUCCAAAUGGGCGGAGAGUAUCCCAUUAAUCACACAGUGUAUAAGCAAACUGUCAUCAAUAUACUAAUACUUGUGGAAAUGGUAUUGGUUUCCAUGAUGGCACAGAGCGCUUAUCGUGUGCCGAUUCAAGUUCAAAUCGAUGAAAUACAAAAGGAUCAUCAAGUCACACGCAUAUGAUAUUGAAAUUUGUUUUUCUAUACAUGUUAUUAGCAGAAAAAUUGUGAUAAUUGCACUAAUAAAACUAAAAAUUC
This is a messenger RNA of Drosophila willistoni, 1516 nucleotides long. RefSeq names its product organic solute transporter alpha-like protein. The coding region runs from base 450 to 1442 and encodes 330 amino acids. Lineage: Eukaryota; Metazoa; Arthropoda; Insecta; Diptera; Drosophilidae. The transcript has 4 exons. The record is from RefSeq and is a predicted model, not a curated record. Gene Ontology annotation, molecular function: transporter activity. Gene Ontology annotation, biological process: transport.